GAGAUCAGACGAUUGGCUGGCUAUCAUGCGGACCCAGGAUCCAAAUCUGCAUUACUCUCGGGAUGCUCAAGCACCGGUGCUGCAUGCGAUUGAUGGCAUCAUGCUCAUUAUCAGGGAGCACAUUUUCAAUCCUGAUGUGGCUAGGUCGCGAAGGUGGUCGGUGCCUCAUGUCAGUAGCCUCCAAGAUGCCAUGAUUUUCCUUUCGAAACAGUCACAUGUGCCUCAGAGAGAUUUUCUCGAUGAGUAUGAACCUGAGUCCCCAGUUCAUGACGGCUGGGAUGUUUGUGGCUCUGACGGUGAUGUGUCUUUAUCUAGCGUGAGUGAAGGCGAUCAUGAACUGUUUGAGUCUGGUUGUCAGACUUCUGAUGAAGAUAGGGAUGCAGAAGUAGCUGCACCAAUUGUUGGGGCCUCAGUUGCGAGUGAGCUGCACUACUCGGCGACACCAAGCGACGUCAGACUGAACUUGGCAGAUUUAGCUUUGCCUUGUGACAUAGGUCAGUCUGUCUUGAGUGAUGGCUCAAAUUUGUCUUGGAACUUUGUGCAUCUGUUGGACGCAUCUCGAAAAAUGGCUUGGACCUCAGA
This is a messenger RNA of Cladocopium goreaui, 582 nucleotides long. Lineage: Eukaryota; Dinophyceae; Suessiales; Symbiodiniaceae. The record is from the annotation of a GenBank genome assembly.